Messenger RNA from Haplochromis burtoni (Burton's mouthbrooder), 10638 nucleotides. RefSeq names its product activating transcription factor 7a (gene atf7a). The coding region runs from base 6374 to 7882 and encodes 502 amino acids. The record is from RefSeq and is a predicted model, not a curated record. Gene Ontology annotation, biological process: regulation of transcription by RNA polymerase II. The transcript has 11 exons. NCBI's taxonomy places the organism in Eukaryota, Metazoa, Chordata, Actinopteri, Cichliformes, Cichlidae. Gene Ontology annotation, molecular function: DNA-binding transcription factor activity, RNA polymerase II-specific; cAMP response element binding.
UUGUAAACACUUUAUUAACCUUUAAAUUCACCAUAGAUUAUUCGAGUAUAGUAAAUGAUUACAAUGUCGCGCUCGACACGACACUUUUCAGUGUUUGCUGACGUUAAAACGACACGUCUAUGUAGUUGUCAAAACUGUUGUGGGAGCUACAACGUUUCAUUCGGACCCACUGUGUCUCGCUUUGCACUCAAGUGUCACUCCGCCAACCAACUAAGUGCUAGCCUUUUCGGCUGUUGUUACUCUAAAUACCCGAAGUGCACUUUGAAAUACAGCAAUUCACGUCGGAUGUUAUUAAAUUGAUUUUAAUAUAUGUCUAUUGUCAUGGCAGAAAGUGGUAGCAAGUGCUGCUAUCACUCACUUUUUAAGUGUGCGCUCGGCCUGUUGUUAACGCUAGCCACAUUAGCUAGCCAUUAGUUUUGCGUUGAUAGGAAAAAAAAGUUGAUUUCGAGAUUUUAGCCAAUCAGAUUCAGCUGUCGGACGUUAUUGACAGGGUUCGAACCUAUGAGUGCCCUAGAAGUCGCUAACUGACGCUCUCGUGGCCAAUUGCUGAACAGAAUAGGCGGCAUUGUUACGGGAAAAGGCUGGGCUUAUGUACCCGUACGUAGCCAGAGGUAAUGGAGGCUAAAACAGACAAACCUUUUCGACACAGUUAGCGGUGUCUUCACAAAGGAACUAAAGUUUGUGGAACUUUGGGAAUUCAACUUUAAAAUAAUCUUCGUUUAUAUUGCCGAAUAUGUGGAAAAAAGCGCGCUCGUGUAGAUUUUUUGGCGGUAGGAUAUAUUGCGAGAAUUUGGGUUUGCAAGAAAACCUUAAAAAAAAAAGUACUAAUGAUAUCCACAGUAUUGCAAUUUGAACUGCUCAACGCCCCACGAUCCAUGUCUCCAUCCAUGUCAACACCUUCCUGAGAAAUGUAGGUCAUGUUUUUGGCAGAGUUGUGCAUCAUUCCUUCACUAAGAGAAGUGUUAGAACUGAGAAAACUGCACUAUGUCUUGUCCAACCAAAUACAUGCAAUUACUGAAGAGUAAUGCGAGAUGUUUGGAAGUUGGACCCAACACAAAUGUUCUUUGCAGCUUGAAAAUGAAACUUUUUUUUUUUUAAAGUGUAUAUUGCAUGCUUUUAGGCAUUUCUGUUGAUUAGAUUAGUUAAGUAAUGAUUGGCUUGAAAGUGUUGUAGAGUAUGGGUAAAAGCUACUGGCUACAUUUCAAUGUGGUGUUCUUCUUUUUGAAUUUAUAGUUAUAAAUCUAUAUUUGCUUGUUAAAGUUGCAGACCACAAUCAAAUCUACAAAAUGUCUCUGAUUUAAUUUUAGGAAGCUCCCUUGAGUCCAUCCUGUAUUGUCCUGCAUCAACACUGAUUUAGCUUUCAGGCCUUGUUGGUUAUGCAGAAGUAGGAAUAGGAUUUCUUUUGUUCCAUUUACUAAAUCUUGUGCUCACUUUGCUUACAUAAACAAAACACUUUGGUUCUUGCACACACCCAGCCAUAAACCUGGAUGUCCUGUCUCAAAUGCUCACCUCUGAUCCCAUAAUUAUCCAAGCACAUAUUUGAUUUGCAUUUUUUUCUUUCACGGUUUCUUUUUUUAUCCCUCUCCCCUCCAGCCCCCUUUAGUUAUUUUUCUCUUUGUGGGGUCUCCCUACCCUCUGGCAAUUUAAGCCCCAGAUUCCACAGUCAUGGCUGCAGUGCAAGCUAUUAAUACAGUUUGUUUAGUCAGUUUCCUAGCAGGCGGCGUCAAACACUGGAUGGCUGUGGCUGAUUAUAGCUGGGACUUGUUCCCUUACACCUGCUGAGUCGGAGAAAUCCAAGUUAAUGUUGGGACUUUGGCAUCGACUCAAUGAGAGAGACAGAAAUGAGAACGCUUUGAGUGCUUCCAUGUCACCUUGGAUGAAAGGAGGUGAAAAUACUUGAUAUCAAAACCUGUAAUUGAUAUCAGUGAUGUGCAUCAGGACUGAUGUAACGAGUUGACUGAUUAUCUCGCAUGAAAUUGGGGGUCUGCAUGAAGUAGCUAUUUGAGGGUAUAGGAAAACGUUAGUGAGACACUUCUGACAGUCGCAACAUUAAUUUAACUGUAUCAUUUCUACCUGUAAAAAAUAAAUAAAUCUAGGCGGUAAUUACGGAUGGCUUCUUAAUGUGAAGCAAGUAAAAGAUGCUGAAGAAAAGACCUUAACACAUCUGUUUUAAUCAGUUUAAGCAAUUGGUUGGGGCAGCUAUGAAAACAAAUGGUGUUUUCCACCCCUGUCAUCUGGAAUUUAUGGUGGAUUUUCCACAAAAUCAAAUCCCACAUUUCAUGUUGGUGCCAGCCAGCCAAGUUAAUGUCUAGCAUGUCUUUAGUAAGAUGUAAACUUUGAAAUCUGUUCCUACUCCUGAUGCCAGAUGUGUCCAUUUCCUCAAACAGUCCACACCCUCGGUAUAACGAGCUAGAUGGAGUAUCUCGUUUGCAGACACGUCCACCCAAAUAGACUCAGUAGAUUGGAAGCACUUUGUGAGGGGCCUUGCACUGACCUGUUGCCUGCAAGAAAUCAGACUUCUCUGUUUCAUGGGUUCUUUGACGUGUGCAGAGAGGGGCAGCGUUUGCCUGCAAAUAUGAUGCAGACCCCUUUUCUCAUGAAGCAGCGAGACACAACCGUUAGGUUUGUUACAAGCUAAGCUUCACGGGAGAGUGUCUUAUUCCAGCGCAAGGCUUCGGUAAUCGCGCGCUGGCUCAAGGACUGCAGAGGGAGAGAUGGAAGGAGGAAAAUAUACUGACUUCAACAUUGGGAAAACUUUCAGACAUUUAUGCCUCGCCAAAAAAAUGAAUAAUCUGUCCCACUCAAUAAUGUUAAAUGACAUGCACAACACAUGUUAGAGGUACAGCCGAGGUUAAUGUGGUCAGUAACUCAGAAAUAGUGAAAUGCUAAACAUUUUUAAUUUGUCUUUUCUUUCCAGUUUGUCGAAAACCUCUAUGUACUAAGCAACUUUUUAAUUCACAAACAAAUUUUUGCUCAAAAGUAAUGAGACUGCAAUGUUACUACACUCAACAGAUUUCUCCUCUUUGGUUUUUGACCCUACCUGUUGAAAAUUUGUCUAUGCUUGGCUGCAAACAAGAUUCAAAUCCUUAUAUCCCAGGUGAACGUGUUCUUUCAUAACAUCUCUGCCCUGUUGGGCUAUUGACCGGGGACGUCUGGGAAUGUCUCGUGGCUUCUCAUUGGAUGACUUUGGCGAUGUGAUCCCUUGGGCCGUAUGGGUAGCUGUGUGGUGUGGUGUUUGCUCCGGUGCAUCCCGCAGUUGCUCAAUCACCUUAGGAUGUUGGAAGUUGUACUCAUCAGUUUUUGCAUUGUAGUGGCUGCAUUGUCCUGCUGAGUGGGGAAUCGGGCGAGGACGAGUGACGUUACCAUUGUUGUCACACACAAAAAAACCUGCGCUCAAAAUUAAUAUUAAAUUAAGAUACUCGUUUGCAAGAGUAUCAAUGCAAACAGUGGUGUCUUUGCAUCUUCCAGCUGACACACAACUGCAUGCAGCACCAUUGUAGUCAGGCCCACAGCUCCUCCCCUCACUAACAGCUGAAGUAGUUAUUGUCCAUAAUACCGAACAACACUUUAGAAGGAAUUUCAGAGGUCAGUAAAGCUCUAGUUUCAACAACAUUGAAAUAUUAAACAGUUAUCUAACCAGCACACAUGGUAAUGAUAGCUGUUUAACUAUUAGUAAUUGCCCCAUAGCCACAUUAGUAAUAUGUUAUCAUUAACAGAUGAUAGUCGACUGUAGUUAGACAAAAGAUGAAUAAUUAUUGCAGGCUGAAUGGGCUAUUGAGCUGUAACAGACUGGAUUACAGACACAUGGAGAACUGGGCAUUUUGCUGGCUUUUCAGAGCAGUUGGGGAAGCAUAGUUGAACUGAGCAGAGAGUCCAGAGUGUGGAGAACUAAUUGGAGCAAAUAGAGAGUGAAAUCUGGAGCAGUGCAGCAGAAUUGGACGGGUUUCAGUCUUGAAGAGCAGAGCUGAGUAUGUGAAGAGCUGCAGACUGAGGAGCAGUGUGAACUGUAUUCAACAUCUGCUGCCGGCAGAUGUGGACCAGAUGAGAAACCUGAGCUUUUUUUAUUUUAUUUUUAACAAAUGUUUAUCAAAAUCUGUUUCUUGUUUUGUUGUUGCCAGCUGUGAGGUCAGUUUUAAAAUCCAAUCAAAGACCGGUUAGGUCUUUCAGUUUUUGUUCGUGAAGAUAAAUUUCUUUAACCUUCAAAAUCUGUAAUUUAUGGAAAAUUAGUUUAAAAAAAAAAGUUAACUUUUUCACGAUAUCACUACUUUGACAUUAUUUAGUUGCAGGAUGCAGAAAAUCUUGCCUGUGGUAUUGAAAAGGGUAUCGAAUAUUUUUCUGUGUACAAGUGUCGAGUUUGAAAUUCUAGUAUCAUGACAACUUUAGACUGCCUCAAUGCUUAGUUGGUAUGUGUCACAAUAACAUGUAUAAAUGCAUAAUACAUAAAUACCAGGGGCAAGGAUUUUCCAGCAGAAUGUUUUGUUGUAAUGAAAUAAUGUAUAAUGUUAUUCACUUUGCCUGCCAGUGGUUGUAAGGUAGUGCUCAACUGGUCUGGUCUUGAAAGACCUGUGAUUGGCCCAUCGGCUAUAUUUUCUAAAUAUAUGUUUUCUAAAGCUGGAAAACUUUUGCUUUUUGAAUUGCAAUAAACUGAAAGAUAAUUAUGGACUGUCAGUUGAUGGUUAAAAACAGAGAGUCUACCCCGGCUUCAAAUCAGCAUUUUUUUUAAAGUAAAAGUUUAAGAGGUGAAUCACAAAAGACAUCCUAGGGCUUGUGUUAAAUCACAAAAGUCUGACAACAUUUUUGCUCAAGAGCUGGAGAACAUUGAGUAUAAUAUAUACAGUAUAUUACAUAAAUACCAGUGAGUGGCUUUAUUUUUCCUUUGUGUACAUGUUGGUUGUGUCUGCGUGUGUACAUAACAAAGUCCUCGAUGCAGUUGGUGUAUUUUCAGUGGGACAGUGUUGUGUAAUAGCUGCCAGACGUCACUCUGGGCCAGCUGAGAAUGCUAAAACAUUCAUGUCCGUUGCCUCUACCCCCUCCCCCCUCCCCUCCAAUUUCCCGAUUUAAAUUUAAUGAGUUAUUUUUCUAAACUUCCCAGUUUGUCUCCACGUGCAGUGUUGUUCAGCUGUGCAGAGCAGCGCAGGGUGGGGGUGGGUUGGUGGCAUUAGAGAUUGAAGCAGUAUGCUUGCAUUUUUUUGCCACUUCAGAAGAAGAAAACAAAUAAAACAUGCACGUAUUUAACUCUCAACAACAGCAUUUAAUAAGAAGGUGAGAGGGGUGUUGUGUAUAACUUUUAUUGGAAAGCUUUUUAGGUUUUUUAGUAGAUUAGAAGGGCCAACAGUGCUGCCCACAUAUGCCUCUAUUUUUACUUACUUUACAAAAUACUGUUAAUACUGUGUUAAUAGUACACUAAAACUAAAAUCCUGGGGCACAUUUAUUAGAAGUUAAGAAAUACAAAACGGCGUGAUUAUGCCCUGAAAUAUUUUUGAAAUAAUGGUUAUCUUUUGAUGAACUUUUUUAUGUUUAAUGUCUUUUUUUUGUAAGUCAUGUUAACAACCAGCUAGCAAAAGGUAGCUACACUCUAACAAUAUAUACAUAUUGGUAAAAAAAAACAAACUAUACAUAAUUUAAAGUACUUACUAAUAUAACAAUAAACUGUGGUUAAAUGUUCAUGUUUCAAAAAACUUGUUAGUUUUAGCUAUGUCAAAUUACCUUAAAACUCUUCAUCCUGCUUCUCAGGAGCUGAACCAUCCACCUUAAGAUUGCAAAAUUUCAUAAUAUUUAAAAUAUAAGUAUCAGAUGUUCAUUUAGAAGUAGUAAGAUGACCUGGAGAACAAAAUGAAGCGAGGUCAAUGGGAAUGUGUCCAGUGCCAGAGAUCUGUUGUGUGGAAACACAUGAAAACCUUCAUAAAGUGAAUGAGGAGGUACUUAACCUUAGAUUGCAUGUGCGUGCACAGAGAAACAGCUGACUCAGAGAGCGGGAAACAUUGAAUGAGGGGUACGAGAAGGGGAGGGGAGGCAAGGUGGCAGAGAGGUGAGGAGAGAGUAGUAAUGAGAGAAGGAGGCAUUGGAAGUGAGGAAAAACGAGACAGGGAAAGAGAAGGAGACGGAGAUGUCUUUGUGUAAACGGUAGCGGCCGUCCUCUCGUGUAAGCAGGCUCCUCAUUGGCCAGCCCGAAGCCCCCGUGUGUGUGAAGGAAGUAUCACCAGGGAAACUUCUUCUCGCUGCCACUGUGCGUGUUUUCCUCCUUGCCAGGGUUAUUUUUAAAUACCAUUCGGCUUCCUGCUCAGACUAAAGACUACAAGCCACAGCAUCUCUGUUUUGUUGUUUUCAGGAUUUUGCCAGUACACACACCAACAACAAAAAAAAAGCUGCAACAAUGUUCUCUUCUUCUCCUCUACCACAGUUACAUUGCAGGCUCUUUGCAAAAAUGGGGGACGACCGACCUUUUGUGUGCAGUGCUCCUGGAUGCGGACAGAGGUUUACCAACGAGGACCACUUGGCAGUACACAAACACAAACAUGAGAUGACGCUGAAAUUCGGACCAGCCAGGACUGAUUCGGUCAUUAUUGCAGACCAGACACCUACUCCCACUCGUUUCCUAAAGAACUGCGAGGAGGUUGGCCUGUUCAAUGAGCUGGCCAGUUCCUUUGAACAAGAUGAUGAUGAGAAGAGGGCCAAGAACUCUCUCCCUGCUUCCAACUCAGUGGCUUUGGACAUGAGCCUGCAGACACCAUCAGAGGUGAAGGUGAAACAGGAGGCACCUGUAGAAGUCGACUCUUCACCCCCAGACAGCCCUGACUCCACAUCUGGGAAGUCGGACAGCAACAGGGAGCCUCUAGUUAAAGGAAAGGACACACCACCCAGGAAUUCAGCCCCUACCCCGACUAUUGUGCGUCCAGGUUCCCUCCCACUACAUUUGGGCUUUGAUGCUCUGCAGCCCACCAUGCCAUCACCCACUUCCGUCAUCACACAGGCUCCACCCUCAAAUCGUACUUUGGGUUCACCGACGAGCCAUUACCCUAUGAUGAUGCUUCCCUCUGGUCAGGCAGUGCCUGUGCUGCCUGGUCCUGUUCAGAUGCCUUCUGUCAUUAAUCUGGCUCGACCCAUGUGCAUGGUACCCAACAUUCCUGGGAUCCCUGGUCCUCCUCUGGGAGGCAGCAGCAGCGGCUCCAACUCCCCCUCUGGCUACAGCAUCCACUCAGAGGCCAAGAUGCGUCUGAAGGCUGCGCUGCAAAGCCCGUCAGGACAGAGUAUGGGGAUCAUGGCCAUGGGCAGCAGCCCCAUGGUACCUCAGAAGGCAGAACAGAGUCAGCUGCUGGUCCAGCAGCCAGACGCACCAUCACCUGCACAACCUCAGGUAUCUCCAGCACAGCCUACAGGUGGGCGUCGACGGCGGACGACAGACGAUGACCCCGACGAACGAAGGCAGCGUUUCCUCGAGAGGAACCGGGCGGCAGCAUCCCGUUGCAGACAGAAACGCAAACUGUGGGUCAGCUCCCUAGAGAAGAAAGCCGAGGAGCUCAGCACUUUGAACGUCUCACUGUCGAAUGAAGUGUCUCUGUUGCGUAAUGAGGUGGCUCAUUUAAAGCAGCUGCUGCUGGCCCACAAGGACUGUCCUGUAACCACCUUACAAAAGAAGACUGCCUACUUAGCUGCAGACGAGAGCAUGAAAGACAUGUCAGAGCCUACAGGUUCCCCUGCCCCGGUGAUUCAGCACAGCUCUUUGGCGCCUAGCCCUUCUACGGGGCAAAACGGCCUGAGCUCAAGGGCAGCAGCUGAGGCUAUGGCCAUGUCAGUGCUGGCAGGAAUGGGCCAGCAGCAGAGAGCUGAGAGCGGACCCUCUCACAUUAUCAUGGCUGCACAGUCUCAAUCUGCUGCCAGAUGAUGAGCGAUGCCACCAAGGCCCACACUUGGCUCAUCACCCAGGGUAGAAAAGACUCCCACCUCCCAGGUUCCCUCAUUUUUAAAUUCAGAAUUUCACAUCUUCUCCUCUGCCCCCCCCCUCCCCUCUGUGGUCUUUCUAACCCUCCUGGGGAGCCAUCUUGCUGGGGCCUGGAGCUCAUCAGCAGCCUUCUGGGAAAGGACUGAGACUUUUAAGAGAGCUUCCUGUUAACUUUGCCAUAGACUACAGGGGCUGGACUCCAAUACCCCCUCCCCCCUGUUUCCUCCUGUGCGUCCCUACUCAACUGUCCUCACCCUCAGUAAUAAGGACUCUUCACUGGACUGUAGGACUGCAUCAAGUAUACUGCCAUAACGAUCUUCCCACGUGGACACGUGCCGCACAGGUGUUUCGUAAACUUUUUGUUUUGUGUGUGUGAAUCAAAUCCGAUAUAAACAGCACACAGGGCUCUACACUUUUUCCAGCAGGGAACAGUGCCUUGUUCUCCUCGUCACUUUAGCCUUGCACGCACACCCACACAUGCCAUCACAGAAUGCCUCCCUAUACAUCCUCAGCUCCAAAGAUGCGAAAGUUGUCUAGAAUUCUCUGACUCACAUCUCAAUUAUUCACUCAGACCUUUAGUAAAUGGUUCUCAGCCACAACACGAUCUCAACCUAGACCCAAAAACCUUACCUCAUGUACACCCCUUUAUGAUAAAGUGUAUUAACUGUGUGUGUGUGAUUGUAUAUUUAUGUACAUCAGAACAUAGCAGUUUGCCUACUCCUGAUCUGAUGCAUUAUUAGCUAGAUUGUUAGCAUGUGACUUUUCUAAUAGGGUUUUUGAUACAGUAUGUGCAGCUAUAUUUCUUUUAACUAAUUGGCACGUCCUCCCAGAUUGACCCAUGUAACCAAAAUUAUGUUAGAUUGCGAUUUAAAAAUAAGUUUGUUGGAGCAGAUUUUUUUUUUCUGACCUGAAGGGAAUUGAACUUUUUCCACCUUUUCAUAUUUCCUGAAACAGGCAGGUGGUUUAUUGGUGUGUAAAUGGAUGCCUUUUUCCAUUUUUACAUGUAACUGUUCUGGUGACUGUGUUUUCUCCGUGUGUGGGCCCUGCUGGACUUACUGUAACUGUUAUUUUCACACUUUUCAGGAUGGUUGCACAUCCUUUGCUGCUCGUUUGAAAAUGCUAUGAACCCCUUGUUCUGUAUGCUCUCUACCAAACCGAAACUAAGCCAUAAUGGAUCUCUCCAAAGACUAUCUGGUACUUGUCCUGGGACAGAAGUGAAUACCCUGACUGUUAUUUUGUGAUUCAGAGGUUGCAGUGGCACUAUGACAGUAUAUCACUGCUUGUAACUUGCACUUACACACAGUCUUUCACACAGUGUUUGAUCAUUUUGCCUUAAGAUCACAUUUGUGCCUCCGAUACCCCCCCUCACAUAAAUAUAUACAGAUUUGCUUGUAUGGGGGCAAAAAACAGCUCUAGAGAAUUAUAUUAGUCAGUGUAUAUAAAUUGGGAAAAAAUGAACAUCAAUAAAUAUAACAUUUAAUUAAUAAACAAAGCUUUUUGAGGCCUUUAAGUAAAUAAAAAGUGUCUUUUUAGAAUAUUAUUAAAAUAUUGAAGUACUUGUCUGUCAUCUGGUGGAGAGACGGAGCAAAAACAUCUCCAGUGGUCAGAGCUUUAAGGGCAGAAGACGAGCUGUCUUGUGACUGUUUCUGAAAGGCUCUAGUUCUUUUACAAUAUCCCCCAGAUGUUUUAUCCAGAUAUCGAUAUAUUUUUACAUGAAUGCUCAAAGUGGUUUGCUUUUUUUUCCCCUGUCCCUCUUUUGCCCUCUUUCUUAAUAUUUUCGCGAGAUAUGAUAUUUCAAAAACAGGAUAUGACUUAUUAACAUAAGGACAUUUAUGCACUAAAGUAAUGCAGGUUAACUAUUGCUUUGUAUUUCUGUUCAAUUUACUUUCUUUUCUUUUUUUUUCUUCAGAGAUAUCCGAAUGUUUUUUUUGUUUUUUCUUUAAUGAUGGUUUUCUGUUAUCUGUACUGUAUACACAAAUGGGAAUUUGCUGAGCAACUUUAAUACCUUUUCCCUUUUGACUGAACCUCUCCUCCUACAGUCUCAACGGCGACCUCGGCAAUUUGUGUAAGUUGCUGGCAGUCAAAUAGACGAUUGUUCAUUUGAAAUGAAAAUUCAAACUGCAUUUAGCUUUUAUGUUUUCUUGUGUUCUUUUGUUGCGUGCUGUCUUUAGCACCACACUCUUCAUCAUAACGCUUCUGAUUGCGCUGAUGAAUAUAGAGUAAUUUCUUUAACACAACGAUUUGUGUUUUUGUUGGUUUGUUUUCUCAACAGAAAAAUGGACUUGUGCUUUUUGUUGUUCUUUUUUUUCUUUUAAAAGAAAUUUUACCCCCUCUUUUUCUUUUCUUCUUUUUUUUAAUACCUUUUAACAAUCGGUCGUGUCUUUUGAGCUUCGUUGUCUAACUUAUUGUUUAAAUUGGUCAAAUAACAAUAAUCUUUACAGUCUUUGGCCUGUUAACGAUGGGCCAGACUUGUUCUAAACAUAGCAAUUUAGUGGGAAAUACAGUAAUGUGAAAAUUACACAUAGUGUAUUGAUGGUUUUUCACACUCCCUUUGUUGGACUGAUAAUUUCUAAAAUUGUCCUUGUAUUGUACAUAUCUGUACUAUAUGAAUAUAUUUACUUUUCCAUGCAUGUCCAAGAGGAAUACCAUGAACACUUACAGUGCUGCAGUUUUAAUUAAAGAAACUACAUCAUAAUGAA